AGACUGAGGAUCCCGUCAGAGCCUGGGAGCCCGGCGGAUCCAGAGGAGACAGGAGGAGGCAAACCGACUCAGUGAUAAUGCUGUGAAGGCCAACAGUCUGCCGGGCUUUCCUAAUAUCCUGAUCAGGAUUCAAACGGGUUCGAGGAGACGGUCUUCUCAGCACCAUGGGAUCAUCCAGGGAUAAGGUUUCCCUUUUCUCAGGGCUUCUGGUGUUGGUGCUGUGUGCCGUCUCAUCUCUGUGCCAAGAGGAAUACUCGGGAUACCACUCAGGAGAGACGGAGAAACACGUCUAUGAAGAGUCGUCUGCAUUCGACCACUAUGACAGGAGAGGCUCCCAUCAUCCUGAGUAUCAGCCUGAGCCCACUCAGUUCUAUGAUGAGGACUCCAACCCAACCAGGGUCACCAUGAUCACUGAGGACGUCUUUCCUUUUGCUAAAACCACAGAGUCCCACUACGCCAAGGAGGACACAGAGACCAUGCAGGGAUCCAGAGGCCUGCAAGGUCAAACAGGCCUGCCUGGUAUUCAAGGAAGAGAGGGAUAUAAAGGAGCUAAAGGAGUUCGGGGAAGAGGAGGAGACACCGGACCAGUUGGCGAUGCAGGACCCGAAGGAGAAGAAGGAGCUUCAGGUUUCUCUGGGGGGAUGGGUGAACCUGGACUUCAGGGAGAGCCAGGUGAACCUGGAGAGCUUGGUCUGAAGGGGGACAUCGGUAUGGAAGGUCCCCGAGGAGGAGUUGGAACUGCUGGUGAGCCUGGGCCUCGUGGGGACCCAGGCUCUUCAGGAUCAAGAGGAGGUAAAGGCAUGAAGGGGUCUCGAGGCGACCCGGGUAAGCAAGGCCCUCAGGGAAAAGAUGGACCCAAGGGUCAGACAGGAGCUCCCGGAUUUCCCGGUGACAUCGGAGAGAGAGGCUACUCUGGUUAUCCAGGACAAAGAGGACCUGCUGGACCAAACGGACCAAAGGGCCCUAAGGGUUUAGGAGGUUUUCCAGGAAGUGAUGGUGACCCUGGAGAGGAUGGUCCGACGGGUGUCACAGGUUCAAUAGGAGAACCAGGACAGUUUGGUGUUAAGGGCAAUAAAGGUGAUCGUGGUGUGCGGGGACCCCGCGGUAGAGAGGGCCGAGUGGGAGAUCAAGGAGAACCUGGAGAUGCUGGAAUACCAGGAAAACAUGGACCCAAAGGUCUUCAGGGUCCAAAAGGGGGCAAAGGAGAGACAGGACCUGACGGGGUGAAGGGGGCAGCUGGGACGAAAGGUCUCAAGGGAGAGAAAGGCCAAAAGGGAGGAAAGGGUAACCGUGGAGACAAAGGAGAGCGAGGACCAAAGGGCGCACUUGGCCGUAUCGGCGUCCCGGGUCCUGUUGGAUCGCCUGGUGGCCCUGGCCCCAGAGGAGACCGCGGUCCAACCGGUGAUCCCGGUGGCAGGGGCCGAGCAGGACCGAAAGGAGUUCUAGGUCCAGCUGGUCCUGGUCUGACGGACGAGCAGGUCCUACAGCUCUGCCAAGGCGUGGUCACGGCCCAGUUGGCCCAGUACGCCGCAUCAAUCCGGGCCAAGUGCACCCAGGGCUGCCCCAUCAACAACCGGACUCUGAUCGGCCCUCCAGGGGCCCAAGGACCACCGGGAUCACCUGGCAAAGCUGGUAAAGCAGGAAAACCUGGAGAAAAAGGAGCCCGAGGUGUUCAAGGUCAAAGAGGGCUGGAGGGGCAGAAAGGAGCCGAAGGCAGCAGAGGUCCAAAGGGAGCCAAAGGCAUCCCAGGUGAUCCAGGUAAAGGCCUGCCGGGCCCCGACGGACCACAGGGACCCAGAGGUGAGCCGGGUUACCCAGCAGAACCAAGGGACGGGACUGCGGGUCCACGUGGGCCUCGUGGUUUCCCCGGCCCGGUAGGGUCACCUGGUAUGGUCGGGUUCCCAGGCGUCCCGGGAUUUUGUGAGAUGAGGGACUGCGGUAUCUAUGCGCCGGUGAUGCGCAAAGAGCAGGGCCUGGUGAAAGGACCUGCAGCUUUAAACAUCUGAUCCUGAACUGAAGCUCUGUGUCAUGGCAGGACAGAACUUCUGCUUUCAAUGGCACAUUUAUCUCAGAAGCGAUUUGCAUUAAAAAGCUUUUGGGGAGGAAACUACCCAGAAGAAGAAUUGGCUGCAGGCUGAUUCACUGAGAACCAAAUAAUCAAAUCUUCCAUGUGAGCAAGAAUCCUGCACAGCUAAUUUAAAUCUAAACCUGGAAACCGUUCAGUUUAUUCUAUUGUAAUCUUAGGAAAAAGUAAGUUAUUCAUGAAAGAUUCCUCCUUCAAGUUUAGUUUUGUCUCCUUUAAAUAAUAGGAAAUCAGAUUGUAUGUAAAUAACAUGUAAAGAGUCUAAAGUUCAUGUGCUGAAUUUCUUUUAUUUUUUGUUAGAUAAACUCUAAUCUUUUUUUUUUUACCUGAGUGUGAAGACUAAGCUGUUAUUUCUCAUUUACUCACAUUAAAUUCAUUUGUUUCUUUAAAUUAUAUAAUCGAUCCCCCACCUAAAGUUUAAGCCUAACUUUUAACCAUUUGAUGUCAUGAAAUGUGCAAAAAGUGAAUUUUAUGGAGACAUGACAUUGUCUUGCAGA
Messenger RNA from Cyprinodon variegatus (sheepshead minnow), 2580 nucleotides. RefSeq names its product collagen alpha-1(I) chain-like. Lineage: Eukaryota; Metazoa; Chordata; Actinopteri; Cyprinodontiformes; Cyprinodontidae. Bases 165 to 2006 code for a protein of 613 amino acids. The transcript has 25 exons. The record is from RefSeq and is a predicted model, not a curated record.